GAAUGUCGGGGGCCCCGUAUAAUUGAUACGGCUGAUACGGCGGUAGCUACGCCCCUGUGUUUACUAUUAAUAAUAUUGGAUAUGAGCAGGUGCGUUGGUUUUGUAGUAAUUUCCAGUCACUUCUGACAACUGAAUUUUUCAAAAAAGAAAUUACUAACGUCAGUGUCAAAAAAAAUCUCGCGAGAGCGAAUGUAGUAUACUGACAGUUGGUUGGUUUAUUUAUUCAGUUUAUUGAUUUAUUUAUUAUUUGUAAAUGUACAAAUGUAAUUUGUAAAGUUGUUCAUUCAUUAUUUAAUUAUUCAUUCCAUUCAAUCAAAUGGAAGUAAAACAAGAAGUUAGUGAUGAGGUGUGUAAAGCUGAGAUAGGUUAUAACUCUGUAGGUGAUGGUCUUUUGGAUAUUUGUAAAAUUGAAGUAAAGGAGGAACCCAAGCCAGAAAGUGCAUUUGAUUUAAACUUACAAGAAUUCCCCAUAAACACUGAAAUAGAACAAGAGGAACAUAAACUUACGUCAUGUGAAGAUAGACAAACAAACCGAGAGGGGUUGACACAAGAGGAAGACACAUUGAAAACUGUACCUGUAUAUUCAAGUGAUAAAAAUCCAGAUGAAAGUCUACCUGCUGAAGAAAAUACAUUCAAAUGUGAAAUUUGUUUUAAGCAGUUUUUCCAGCAAUCUUCAUUAGAAUCUCACAUGAAAAAUCACACUGGAGAAAAAUCUUUCAAGUGCGAAAUUUGUUUCAAGCUGUUUUCUCUGGCAGGUGGUUUGAAGCAACAUAAAAAAACACACACUGGAGAAAAACCUUACCAGUGUGAAAUUUGCUUCAAACCAUUUUCUCAACGAAGUCAAAUGAAACAACAUAUGAGGUUGCACACUGGAGAAAAGCCUUACAAGUGUGAACUUUGUUUGAAGCAGUUUUCUCAACUAAGCCAUAUGAAACAACAUAUGAGGUUGCACACUGGAGAAAAACCAUACAAGUGUGAAAUUUGUUUUGAGAAGUUUUCACAAGCAAGUUCUUUGAAAUAUCAUUUUAGAUCGCAUACGGGAGAAAAACCAAACAAAUGCGAAAUUUGUUUCAAGGAGUUUGCCCGAAAAGGUUAUUUAAGUGAACACAUGAAAGUUCACACCGGACAAAAACCUUAUAAGUGCGAAAUUUGUUCUAAGGAGUUUGGUUUUGUACAUAAUUUUAAACAACAUAUAAACACGCACACUGGAGAAAAACGUUAUAAGUGUGAAAUUUGUUUUAAGCAGUUUACUGCACAAAUUAGUUUGAAACGACAUAUGAGAUCGCACACUGGGGAAAAACCACACACUUGCGAAAUUUGUACCAAACAGUUUGCUCGUAAAAGUACUUUAAACACACACAUGAAAGUUCAUACUGGGGAAAAACCUUAUAAGUGCGAAAUUUGCUUUAAGCGGUUUGGAGAAGCUCACCAUUUGAAACAACAUACAAAAAAGCACACUUGAGAGAUUCCUAAUUAUCCCCAGUCGUAGAAGAAAGAAAACUAAUUCCCCAACACUAAUUUGGGUUCAGAACACAACACGGAACGAUAGAACAGCUACAUAGACUGGUAAAACACAUCAGAAGUGAUCUAGAAAAUAAAAGGUAUUGCCCUGCUGCAUUCCUGGACAUUGGUCAGGCCUUCGACAAGGUAUGGCAUGCUGGUAUCCUAUUUAAACUAAAGAAAAACCUUCACCAUCCUUUUUCUCUCUCUCUCUCUCUCUCUCCUAUGGCGCUACAGGCCAAGUCUGGCCCUGGCCUCUCCCAGCAUCCGCCUCCAAGUAUCUCUGUCUCUGGCUGCUCUCCUCCAGUUGUCCACCCUCAAUAUCUCUUUAGCAUCGGUUCUCACUUCCUCUAUCCACCUCUUACUUGGUCUUCUUACUGGCCGACGCGCGACGUCCCUCCAUAGUUCCACUAAGCGUUCUACUAGGUAUUCUUUUCUUAUCCAUUGUCCAGUCUUAUCCACUAUCCAGUUGCCAUUAAGUCAUUGAAAUGUGAUCAACUCAAUUUGGAUCCCACGUGUUGGGAAACCUGUAUACCUUACCUUAGGGCAUUAUCCUGUUUGCCAUGUGACCAUCACGGGCCUUUUUCUUGAAGUAUGCACUUUUAAGGCAUCUAUAUUUUAUGUAAAGGGUUUUUACCCAGAUAUUUUUCUUUUGUGGCUCAGCUAGCAUCCAGUUUAUCGAACACUGAUGAUGAUUUUUUAUAAAAAUCGAAAACGUUUUGUUGUGAUGUAGCCCUUUUAAGGGAUUUUUAAUAAAAAAAUUUUAUACCUUUUACAAAGGAUUUCUUUCCAACUUUUCUUAUCCCUUCUUAUAAGGUGACCUAACAAGCGCAAUCUUUGUAUUUUUGCGUAAUUUGCUAUAGAGGGUUCUCUGUAAUAUUGGUAUAACUCGUGGUUGAACCUUAGUAUCUUUAUACCAUUGUCGCAAAUAAUGGAUCCCAGUAUCCUCCUUAACAUCUUUCUUUCAAAAGUAUUAAUAUGGUUUAUUGUCUUUUCAGUCAUAAUCCACGUUUCUACACCAUAUGUUGCUAUUGGCCGUAUGAUGGUUUUAUAUAUUUUAAACUUUACUUCCCUAUGGAUGUUUUGGAUCCAAACACCUGCGACAGAGAGAAGUAUGGUUUGUUAGCAAGCAUUAUCCGUUUCCGUAUUUCUUCAUCCUCGAUGCCGUUCUGUUAUCUGUACACCCAAGUAUGUGAGCUGUUCUACUACUUCUAUAUUAGCGUCGUCUAUUGUUAAAUUCUGCAAGGUUCGUUGGUUCCUUGCUUGUAUUAGGGCUUUAGUUUUAUUUACGUUGACGACCAGUCUUUUUUCGCAUUUUCUUCAAGCUCCACAUUUAGUUCUGUAACGUCUCUUGCGGUUUUUCCCAUCAAGUUUGGAUCAUCUGUGUACAUUGCAAUCUGCUUAGACUUAUUAAACAGUAAUUUUUUUGAUUUACGGACAUAUUUUUCUGAUGACGUAUUUCAUACAUCCUUUUUAUCAAAUUCUGGAAAGCUAUAUUUUUAACCGACAUUUCCUAGUCAAUCAGGGAAUGAAUACACAAGACUAAGACCAAUAAAAGCCGGAGUACCACAAGAUAGUGUCUUAAGACCGAUAUUGUACUUGCUCUACACUGCUGACCUACCGACAAGUGUGACAGAACAACGUGUGCAACUUUUGCUGAUGACACCGCUGAACUAGUCUCUCGCCAUGAUCCAAUCACAGGAUUUAGAACCCUUCAAAAAAAUCUUAAGAAUAUCCAAAGAUGACUCAAAAAAUGGAAGAUAAAGGCGAAUGAGAGUAAAUCCACCCAUGUAACAUUCACCACGAAAAGGCAAACAUGUCCAUCUGUAACUCUGAACGAAACACAACUCCCACAAACGGAUACUGUCAAGUACCUAGGAGAUUAACUUGGCAAAAGCACAUUUUCACAAAAAGAGAACUAGGAAUAAAGUUCCGAGAAAUGUACUGGAUCAUCGGUCGUAAAUCUCGACUAUAUCUUGAAAGAAAACUGCUGGCUGAUAUAUAAAGCUGUAUUAAAACCAGUGUGGACCUAUGGUAUCCAACUUUGGGGGACAGCCAAACAAAUCUAGAAAUACUGCAGAGAUUCCAUGCUGAAUGCCCCUUGGUACGUGCCAAACUAUGUGAUAGAGGACAGAGCAAGAUUUUAAUGUGCCAUCCAUAAAAACAGAAAUAACAGAAUAUUACAAAAAUUAUUCCAAGAGACUAGAAUUUCAUCCAAACGAGUUGGCGAACAUCCCCACUGUUGACCAUAAUGAUGUACGACGCCUGAAGAGAUUCAAAAUAGUGGACCUAGCAAAUAGAUUCGAAUAAUCUGUGAUAACUUAACUUAUCUUAACUUGUUUUAAUUUAAUUUAUGUAAAGACUGUGAUCACUGGAUCUCCCUAUACAGGCCAAAUUUUUAAUUUUUGUCUAAUACUUUACCUAUUCUUCUUAGUUAAGGACAGGUUAUAAAUAUUAUACAAUUUUAAAAAAAAUCUGGACAAAGUACGGUAUCCCCCUAAAUUAAGAGGGCUGUGAAAUUGCGAACGCAAGUUGCAUUUAUCAUAUUUGGUAAACUUGUCAUUAGUUGUCAACUUGACAUUACAUUACGGUUAAAAUCUUUGUCAUUUUGGUUCUUUCUACCGAUGAAACAGUUUUUUUUAGUAGACCAUUAUUCCCGCUCAUGUGGAGUUGAACGUAAUAAUGGCCCAUGUUUAAAACAAGUGCCAGAAAGACAUCAACAUCAACAUUUUAACAAGGCGUCCCCUAGUAAAGCUGUAAUGCUAGCGGUUGUUGAGAAAUUUCGUCGCACUGGUCGCAUUAUGUCAACGUAAAGGUUCUUCAGGUCGUCGAAGAACAGUUUGUACCGAUACUAUAGUUUGUUUUUUUAACCAAGAGGAGUGAUUCAAAUUUACCGCGCCGUAAUGCUUGUUUCUAAUUGGUCCAACCGCAGGCAAGUUUACUCCCAUUGACAUAUUAAGCCUAGAGUCGGCAUACUCACCAAAAAAGCGUAAUGCGGAAACAGCAUGUAAACAGUCGAUCGGUGGUCUAUCUAUCUCUUUUAACCAAGCGACUUUUGACAUGUGACGGACAAAGAUGGCUAGACCACUCAAUCCUAUGUCGGCGUUACACCUCGAUGCAUAGAGUGGCAUAUCCCUAGCACAGAAUAAAUAACCACACAGAAGCGAAUCUGACUGUCGUUUCCAUUGAUUUUGUGGGGACCAAAAUAUUUGACCUUGUGCACCAGUUACAGAAUAGAAUUUGAUGUUCUAAGGAAUAGACCAUUCCAAAUUAGGUAAUAUUUUUGACAAGUAGUUAUUAAUUAAAUAUGAAAUAUAAAAUUUAACUAUAAAAUAUAAAUAAAAUAGAAAAUACAACAUCUAUAAAUAUAAAAUUUAACUAUAAACAACUGUCACGUCAGUCGCAAAAGUGAGGUUGCACCAGUUACGUUGACACAUGAGCAUGAAAAUUAUGUUACUGUUUUCGGCAGGAGUUUCGCUUCUGUGUGGUUAUUUAUUCUGUGUCCCUAGCCAAGUCUAUCCUCUUUACAUGUGGCUGUUUACUCCACUGUUAUUAAAUUUUGACACUAAUGAAAUUUUGGCACUGUCAUUUUAUAGGUUAAUUAAGUAUAUCGGCGAUUUUUUGCGUUUUCUGCAUUAUUCCUUUAAUUUUUAGAUUUUUAGUCUACUUUUAUAUAAAAACAGUUGUUUUUAGAACUCUUUAGCGAUGCGAUGUGUUAGUAUAAUAUAAUAUGUAUGGAUUAUCAUCGAAAGCUGAUUUGAUCAACGAAAAAAGAAUAUGAAUUUGGUGACUUUUCUAGUAACCUUCUUGGGUGUGAAUCUGUCUUUUUAGUUUACUCAUCUUGAUUAAAAAAUCAACUUAUAGUGAAAGGCGCGUGGAUAACCAAAUCAUCCAAUUUCCACAAAGAAGUCUUGUACGAACAGCACGUAAACUGAAUAUAAGUGAAACAUCUACACGUCGAAUGUUCAAAUCUAUUGGCGGCUUUCCAUACCGUAUUCAAGUGGGAUAACGACUAAAUGUUGUGGAUAAACGUGAAAGAGAAAUUUACUGUGGACGCAUGCUGAGCUUAGGCCCGUAUUCAUAGUCGGUACUCAAGUCUGAGUCGAUGCUUAAGGUCGACCUUGAACAAAUUCUUAUACAAAUUUGUAUACAAAUUUUUUCAAGGUCGACCUUAAGCAUCGACUCAGACUUGAGUACCGACUAUGAAUACGGGGCUUAGUGUAUGAAGAAGAUCCCGAUUUAUUAAGAAACGUUUGGUUUUCUGACGAAAGUCACAUUCACCUCAACGGUUACAUCAACCGAUAAACAAAUCGAUUCCUUUAGUUUGAAUUUCCUGAUGCCAUUGCAGAAAAGCCUCUCCACAGUGCUCGAGUAGCCAUUUGGGUUGCUGUGUCUGGUCAUGGGAUAAUUGGUCCUUAUUUUGUUGAAGACGAGAAUGAACAGCCAGUUACUGUCAAUCAAGAGCGGUACAGACAUAAUAUUGUGACACCUUUUGUCGUGCGCGUAAUUUAAGUAUCCGUAAGCAAUGGUUUCAACAAGAUGUCGCAACAAGCCUUAAAGCCGACCACUACAUAAAUUGGCUCUGUGAACAUUUUGGUAACAGAAUAAUUUCUCGUCACACAGAUUUCGAGUAUCCACUUCAUUCACCGGAUUUAACACCACCUGAUGUCUACAUUUGGGGUAUGAUGAAGAAUUCCCAUAUUUCGCUCGGAAAAUCCGCCAGAAACUGUUAAGGCCGCGUCCCACGAUCAAAUAAUUUGAUCAAACUGGUUUGAGCAAACUGAAAGUGACAGUUAGUGACGUCACAUCCUGAGUGUUCAUUGUGGAUAAUAAUGAAACAUUUUAAUUUUAAAUAAAGUACAAACAAGUUAGACAACUCAAUACAAAAAAUUUGAUCAAACUAGACUGAUAGUGAGAGCACAGAUUUGUAGAAUUUCAAAAAAACUGCAAUUGUGACGUCACUUUGACGUACUUCCUCAAGUACGUCAAGUUUGCUCAAACUGUUUGAUCAAAUUAUUUGAUGGUGAGACGGCGGCCUUUAGAGAACUACGGAAAAGAAUACAAACUAUUUACAACAUUUGCAGCAACCGCUUUUCUUAAAUAUGUUGAAUGAUCUUCAGAAACCAUAUGAAGCUUGUUUGCAACGCCAUAUAGUGCACAUUUUGAACAUAUUUAUUAUAAAAAUUAAUACAUAAUUUUUUUUUUUAAAACAUUUUUGAUUUUUUUUUUAUAUAUUUUUUACUUUCAGUACUGUUUAUUUUGGCGGAUACUGUAUUUGGUGACUAUUGAUGAUGUAUGAAAUGAAAAACAUGGCGCAAAAAGUCUUACCUGUUGUAUAAAAGCAGUCUAGUAGAACUAAUAUGGAAGCAAGUAAAACUACCAGAAGACUGAAACCUAAAUAUGGUUGUACCUAUCCACAAAAAAAGAAAUCGAAACUAUUUAUGAUUAGACCGGACAGUAUCGUCGCCCCCGCUAGCGAAAUUAUUCCGAUUCGAUUUUUUUGCACAAACUUACUCAAAAAGAGGUCCUUAUAACAUAUCCACAGGGUGCCGGGCGGUGCCGUGGUCGAAAAAUUGUUAUACAAUUUUUUUAAACAAAUUCACAAAAAUAAUUUUUUCAUUUCGAACAAUAUUUUUUAGAUAAUUUGGGUCAUUCUGAGCAAAAAGGUAUCUUGGCAUUUUUGUAUAAAAUUGAUUGUUGUCGAGUUAUAUGCGAUUAAAAAUUUGAAAAAUGCAAAAAUGGCCAUUUUCAAGGCCUAAUAACUCGAUUAAAAAUUAUUAUUAUGAAAUUCAAAAAGUGAACAAAUCAAGUUUUAAACCCCUUCUUCAAGGUCCUGAAGAGAUUUUUGCCAUUUUUUUUUUAUUACAAAGGUGCUAUUUUUAAUUAUUAACAAUUAGCGCUAUAGUCCAACUGUAUUGUCGCCCCCGUUAGCGAAACUAUUUCGAUUCGAUUUUUUUGCACAAACUUUGUGAAAAUGUGCUUUUGCCAAGUUAAUCUCAUAUCAAGGUGGAUUCCUAGGUACUUGACAGUAUCCGUUUGUGGGAGUUCUGUUUCGUUCAGAGUUACAGAUGGACAUGUUUGCUUUUUCGUGGUGAAUGUUACAUGGGUGGAUUUACUCUCAUUCGCCUUUAUCUUCCAUUUUUUGAGUCAUCUUUGGAUAUUUUUAAGAUUUUUUUGAAGGGUUCUAAAUGCUGUGAUUGGAUCAUGGUGAGAGACUAGUUCAGCGGUGUCAUCAGCAAAAGUUGCACACGUUGUUCUGUCACACUUCUCGGUAGGUCAGCAGUGUAGAGCAAGUACAAUAUCGGUCUUAAAACACUAUCUUGUGGUACUCCGUCGUUUAUUGGUCUUAGGCUUGUGUAUUUAUUUCCCUGCUUGACUAAAAUAUCGGUUAAAAAUAUAGCUUUUUAGGAUUUGAUAAAAAGGAUGUAUGUAUGAAAUAUGCCAUCAGAAAAAUGUCCGUAAAUCCAAAAAAUUUACUGUUUAAUAAGUCUAAGCAGAUUGCAAUAUACCAGAUGAUGUAAACUUGAUGGGAAGAACUGCAAGAGACGUCACAGAACUAUAUUUGAAGCUUGAAGAAAAUGCGAAAGAAGACUGGUCGUCAACGUAAAUAAAACUAAAGCCCUAAUACAAGCAAGGAACCAACGAAACUUGCAGAAUUUAACAAUAGACGACGCAAAUAUAUAAGUAGUGGAACAGCUCACAUACUUGGGUGUACAGAUAACUUAGAACGGCAGCGAGGAUGAAGAAAUACGGAAACGGAUAAUGCUUGCUAACAAAGCAUACUUCAGUAGGGGGUGGGACACUAAACAGUGGAAAAAUUUUGUAGAUCUUCGGAAAAUUUCGACGUUUUGGCCCACCAAAAUUUCGGCGUUUGACCCACCCCCAAAUUUCGGCAAUCUUAUGUGGGAAAAUUUCUCACUACCUGGUAGCACCUACUCACACCCGUGGACCAAUCAAAUGUACCUGACUGCAUGCCUACCAGUUUUUAUUCAAAUUUUGUUAAUCAUAUAUCUAUUAUAAUUCGAAAAACAAAAAACGCCUGUGCGGGGAUUUGAGCCGACGUCCCUCUGUGUGAGAAAUUUACAAGGCAGGUCAAAGCUAAAAAAGCAGGCUUGGAUGACAGAAGACAUUUUGGAUUUGAUGGAACAACGGCGAUUAGCGAAAAGCAACGAAACACUUUAUAACAGCAUACAAAAAGAAAUUCGACGUAAAAUACGAGAAGCAAAGAGUCAACAUCUAGCCAAACAGUGUCAAGACAUUGAAGAACUUGAAAACAAAUAUGACACGUUUAACAUGUAUAAAAAAGUGAAAGAAGCGGCUGGUAUCUUCAAUAAGAAACAAACUGCAUUGCUACAAGAUAAACAUGGUAAAGUAAUAUUUGAAGUAGAAGACAAACUUAAAGAAUGGGAAAAUUACGUUACGAACCUAUUCGAAGACCAUAGGAGUAGUUCACCACCCAAUAUUACUAACCCGAUAUUACUAACUGCGACGGACCCCUAAUACAAUCAUCAAAAGAUGGCAGAGCGACUGGUCCUGAUGAAAUUCCAACUGAAAUAUAGGUACAAGCUUAUAAAUGAUAGCAAUGUUUUAGAGGCUAUAACUUCGUUUUUAAAUACCAUUUAUACCAGGGGACAACUUUUCACUGUUUAUAGCUCUACCUAAGAAGACAACAGCAAAAACCUGUGCUGAUUAUAGAACCAUCAGUUUGUUAAACCAUUUAUUGAAAAUUUUUCUGAAGGUAAUACAUCUACAAUAAAUGCGAGGAAUACCUGGAUGACACACAGUUUGGUUUCCGUAACGGGUUUGGAACGAGAGAGGCAUUGUUUGGAAUAAACGUACUUGCUCAAAGAUGUCGAGAUAUAUCUAUAGACAUAUGCUGUUGUUUUAUUGACUUCCAAAAGGCAUUUGAUCGUGUUAAGCACUCUAUAUUGAUCGAAGCUCUAAGACAUAGGCUUGGACGGCAGAGAUGUUCGAAUAAUUGCAAAUUUAUACUGGAAUCAAACAACAUCAGUUUUAGUAGAUGGUGUGGAAUCACAGGCUCUUAAUAUUAAAAGAGGAAUACGGCAGGGAUGCCUCUUGUCAGCACUGCUUUUCAACGUUUACUCCGAAAGAAUUUUCAGAAAAGCUCUUUCUGAACGGAGACAGGUCUGGAUCUGAACAUUUUUGAAGAUUUUUGACCCCCCCCCCCAACCUGCGUUACGUAAUACUUGAACGGUUCCUAAACAGAAGCAUAUAAAACCGUCUAUAUAUAUGUAAAUAAAACCAAACUUGAGCAAGUUGAUAAAAUCGUUUACCUUGGACAGCAACUAAAUUGUAACGCAGAAAGACACGGCAAAAUUAGAUCUAGGAUAUGUUAUGUAAUUUAAUAAAACUAUGGACCGA
Molecule: messenger RNA, 9882 nt
Organism: Diabrotica virgifera virgifera (western corn rootworm)
Lineage: Eukaryota; Metazoa; Arthropoda; Insecta; Coleoptera; Chrysomelidae
Product: zinc finger protein 287-like
Exons: 2
Coding region: 317-1462 (381 amino acids)
Cellular component (GO): nucleus
Source: RefSeq, a predicted model, not a curated record